AUGGCGAGCGUCCAGCCCGCCGCCGCUGGGCAGACCUCGAGUUCGCAUCCUUACACGUGCAACUCUUGUCAGGUCGCCUACCGUAAUAUCGAUCUUCAAAAGGCUCACAUGAAGAGUGACUGGCACCGAUAUAACCUGAAGCGACGAGUUGCCUCUUUGCCUCCCAUCACCGCCGAAAUCUUCACCGAAAAAGUCCUUCAAGCUCGUGCUGACACCACUGCCGAAGCUGACAAGGCCAUGUUUGAGCGUGCUUGUGAACCAUGUGGCAAGACAUAUUACAGCGAAAACGCCUACCGGAAUCACUUGCUAAGCCAGAAACACAAGCAAAACAAGGCUAACCCGGCCAAGAAACACGAUGACGAAACAACUUCUGUCAUGAGCUCAACAUUUUCUCUUGGAGAGCCGGCCUCUGCUGCUGACGAGGAUGAAGAUGUGGACUCUGCCGCCGAGGAUGAGUUCAACCAAGUGAUUGAAGGUCUCCAAAAGGCAAAGGUGGCUGAUCAGCGGCCCUCACCUGUCAAGAGACCGGCAGUUCCUCAUCCCGCUUCUGAGAGCGAAACUACUGGCACCGAAUCUACUCCCACCCCAGUACAGUCUGGAUCUGAGCGAGUAUGGACUUUGGGAACAUGUGUUUUCUGCAACUACGAAUCCGCUUCACCGCCUCUGAACGUACAGCACAUGGAACGCUUCCACGGAAUGUUUAUUCCAGAAAAGACAUACAUGGUCAACUUGGAGGGCCUCAUCGGAUAUUUGCAAGAAAGAAUUGGAGAGGACCACCAGUGUAUCAGCUGUGGCAAGUUCAAGAACAACCUCUUUGCUGUACAGACCCACAUGAGAGACAAGGGCCACUGCAAGAUCCCGUACGACACAGAGGAGGAUCAACUUGCAAUUGGCGACUACUACGAUUUCAGAAGUACAUACUCAGAUGGCGAGGAUGACGACGAAGAGUCGGACAGCGGCUCAACCGAAGACGGCAAUGGCGGGGCCAAGCUGGGCGCACGACGAGAGACCAAGGCCACUGGCCCUGAGGGAGAAGAGCUGGAGGAGGGAGAAGAUGGAGAUGGCUGGGAGACUGACAGCUCAGCUUCUUCCCUUGACUCUGAAGACUUGACUGCAGUCCCAGCGGAAGGUCACAUUCACCAGUAUGAGCGGUUGAGCAAACAUUCUCACCACAGCACAAACGACCCUCGAAAUCACCACCAAGCAGACGGAUGGCACUCCAAGGCUCACAAGCACACCCACGCAGCUUUCUACGACGAGUACGAGCUGCAUCUCCCGUCGGGCAGAUCCGUCGGUCACCGUUCCCUCAACAAAUACUACCGCCAGAACCUGUACAACCACCCUUCGGAGGAAGAGCGGGCAGAGCAGUUGCUGCUUGAAGGCGCGCGGAACGAAGAGGGCGUCGAGCCCAACAGCGAGAACCAAGUCGCCCUUAUCAAGAACCGCAGACGUGAGAUGGCACCUCGUGGUGCUAUUGGCAUGGCUGGCGUCUCUGACGAGAAGAAGCGCGUAGCACGCAAGGAUAUGCAACGCAACCGAGACCUGGAGCACUACCGGGCUAGGAAGACGGAGUACUCAUAUGGUAAGAAGAUGAACAACCAGAAGCACUACUAUUACCGCGACUUGGCGGGUGGUUAG
Trichoderma harzianum CBS 226.95 is the source of this 1638-nucleotide messenger RNA. RefSeq lists its product as hypothetical. The record is from RefSeq and is a predicted model, not a curated record. Lineage: Eukaryota; Fungi; Ascomycota; Sordariomycetes; Hypocreales; Hypocreaceae. Gene Ontology annotation, cellular component: preribosome, large subunit precursor. Gene Ontology annotation, biological process: ribosomal large subunit biogenesis. Bases 1 to 1638 code for a protein of 545 amino acids. Gene Ontology annotation, molecular function: nucleic acid binding; zinc ion binding. The transcript is spliced from 2 exons.